Protopterus annectens (West African lungfish) is the source of this 1718-nucleotide messenger RNA. RefSeq names its product zinc finger protein OZF-like. Lineage: Eukaryota; Metazoa; Chordata; Ceratodontiformes; Protopteridae. Gene Ontology annotation, biological process: negative regulation of transcription by RNA polymerase II. The transcript has 5 exons. The record is from RefSeq and is a predicted model, not a curated record. The coding region runs from base 258 to 1592 and encodes 444 amino acids. Gene Ontology annotation, molecular function: DNA-binding transcription repressor activity, RNA polymerase II-specific.
GAUGUAGGGGCAUUUCUGAAUCAGUGCAUCAGCUUAGUGUGGAGAUGUAAGCAGUUUUUUUUUGUUAUGUAUAACUAAUAACAGAAGUACUUUAUGUACUUUGUAAAAUUCUUAAUGUAUAAUUUUCAUUAUGGGAACAAUCCUGGCCUUCUGUCCUUGGUUAUUUGCCUGAAGACCCAGUAAUUUACAAUGAAGAAUGGUGCAUCUUUGCAGCUAAUCUGACUGACAGAAAGGCCAAGCUUGUGAACCCAGAUGAGAUGAUGAUGAUUAAGCCGGAAAAAGUAGAAGAGGGGAAGAAGCAGCCAUGGUCAGAACAAAGGGCACAAGUGGAAUAUCUAAAGAUACGAAUAACAUAUGAAGAUGUUGCUGUUUUUUUUACUGAAGAAGAAUGGAGCACUUUAAAUAAUGCCGAAAAGGAGCUCUACAGGAGUGUGAUGAAAGAAAAUUAUGACAUGGUGACCUCACUGGGAGUGCAUGUCCCAGUUCACUACACAAAAUUAUUUGUGAAUGACGAUGUAUAUCCUGUCAGAGAUCCAUGGUGUAAAAAUAUGUAUGAAGACAGAAAGGCUGCUGAGUGGAAUACUACUACAAGUGCCCCAGAGUCAGAGCACAAAUGUAGCCAAACUUCUCCGUCAACUAGAAACAAUCUCCAAAAAACUCGAGCUACAAAGAUGCUUCUUAGCCCUGAUGCCAAAGGCCUUCUCCACGAGCAUAUUUCCAUUGAGGAUGAGACAGUGUUUACAUGCAGGGAGUGCAGUAAAAGUUUCUGGAAUAAAUACACUUUUACUAGACACCAGCGUUAUCACAAAAAAGGGAAACCAUUUCAGUGUACUGAAUGUCAGAAAAGAUUCAGCAUGAAAGGGUCCCUAGUUGUUCAUCAGCGCAUGCACACAGGAGAAAAACCAUUUGAAUGUAGUGAGUGCAAGAAAUGUUUCAGGGAUAAAGGAGCCUUAGGUACACACCGGCGUGUCCACACUGGAGUUCGAGCAUAUCAGUGUAUGGAGUGCAUGCGAUAUUUUAAGAGUAAGGGUGGACUUCUUGCUCACAACCAUGUGCACACAGGAGAGAGGCCAUAUGAAUGCAGUGUUUGCAAGAAAAGCUUCAGUUACAAAAGUUCUCUUGUUACCCAUGAGCGUAUUCACACUGGGGAGAAGCCGUAUCAGUGCAGUGACUGUAAGAAAAGUUUUAGGAGCAGAAGGAUUCUUAUUAAUCACCUGCGUUUACACACCGGAGAAAAACCAUAUAAGUGCAGUGAGUGCAAUAAAUGUUUCACAAGGAAAGAGAACCUUGACACUCAUUUGCAUAUACAUACAGGAGAAAAACCGUAUGAAUGCGGUGUCUGCAAAAAACGUUUCACUUACAGAAGACGCCUUGUUAGCCACCAGCGUAUUCAUACCGGAGAGAGACCAUAUUCCUGUAUCGAAUGUAAGAGACGUUUUAAGAGUAGGGCUGGCCUUAAUGCUCACCAGCAUGUACAUACAGGAUGGAAACCUUACCAAUGUAGUGCAUGCAACAAAUGCUUCAACUAUAAAAGGUACCUUGUCAAGCACCACUGUAUUCACACAGACAUUAAAAUUAUAACUGUGCAGUGAAUUCAAGAAAUGGUUUAAGUGGAGCAUGCAAUGCUGAUGUAUUUCAUCAUCAUUCACACACACAAAAAAAGCCCCUGUGAACAUGUUUUUUUGUUUUGCUAAUAAAAACGUUGUCUUUCUACUGUA